This is a messenger RNA of Melanotaenia boesemani (Boeseman's rainbowfish), 1360 nucleotides long. It is a transcript of the gene rpl3, whose product is annotated as ribosomal protein L3. Lineage: Eukaryota; Metazoa; Chordata; Actinopteri; Atheriniformes; Melanotaeniidae. The transcript is spliced from 9 exons. Bases 57 to 1268 code for a protein of 403 amino acids. The record is from RefSeq and is a predicted model, not a curated record. Gene Ontology annotation, cellular component: cytosolic large ribosomal subunit; ribosome. Gene Ontology annotation, molecular function: RNA binding; structural constituent of ribosome. Gene Ontology annotation, biological process: translation; ribosomal large subunit assembly.
GUAUAUAUUUGCCGUCAGCCCGUCCUACGUUCUCUUUCAUACGGACUGGAGACAAAAUGUCUCACCGCAAGUUUUCGGCUCCACGUCACGGGUCCCUCGGCUUCUUGCCUCGCAAGAGGAGCCGUCGUCACCGUGGAAAGGUCAAGAGCUUCCCCAAGGAUGACCCCAGCAAGCCCGUGCACCUGACUGCCUUCCUUGGCUACAAGGCUGGCAUGACCCACAUUGUCCGUGAGGUGGACAGACCUGGCUCAAAGGUGAACAAGAAGGAGGUGGUUGAGGCUGUGACCAUUGUGGAGACUCCUCCCAUGAUUGUCGUUGGAGUUGUGGGUUACGUAAACACCCCUCGUGGCCUGCGUUCCUUCAAGACCGUCUUUGCUGAGCACAUCAGUGAUGAGUGCAAGCGGCGGUUUUACAAAAACUGGUACAAGUCCAAGAAGAAGGCUUUCACCAAGUACUGCAAGAAAUGGCAGGAUGAGGAGGGCAAGAAACAGCUGGAGAAAGACUUUGCUGCCAUGAAGAAGUACUGCCAGGUCAUCCGUGUCAUUACACACACACAGAUGCGUCUGCUGCCCGUGAGGCAGAAGAAGUCUCAUCUCAUGGAGGUGCAGCUGAAUGGAGGCACCAUCUCUGACAAGGUGGACUGGGCUCGUGAGAAGCUGGAGCAGGCCGUACCAGUCAACACCGUUUUCACCCAGGAUGAGAUGAUUGAUGUUAUUGGCAUUACCAAGGGUCACGGAUACAAGGGUGUUACCAGCCGUUGGCACACAAAGAAGCUGCCUCGCAAAACCCAUCGUGGUCUGCGUAAGGUGGCCUGUAUUGGUGCCUGGCAUCCUGCCCGUGUGGCUUUCUCUGUGGCCCGUGCUGGUCAGAAGGGUUACCACCAUCGCACAGAAAUCAACAAGAAGAUCUACAAGAUAGGCCAAGGCUACCACACCAAGGAUGGAAAGGUUGUCAAGAAUAACGCCUCCACUGAGUAUGAUCUGUCCAACAAGAGCAUCAACCCCCUGGGUGGAUUUGUCCACUAUGGAGAGGUGACCAAUGACUUUGUCAUGGUGAAGGGCUGUGUUGUGGGAACCAAGAAAAGGGUGCUGACUCUGCGCAAGUCUCUGCUUGUGCAGACAAGUCGUCGCGCUCUGGAGAAGAUCGACCUCAAGUUCAUCGACACAACAUCCAAGUUUGGUCAUGGCCGUUUCCAGACUGUGGAGGAAAAGAAGGCAUUUAUGGGACCACUCAAGAAGGACCGCAUUGCCAAGGAGGAGACCGCUUAGAGUCCCCAACUGCAACAGUCUCUGCUUUGUUGAAUUUUACCAUCUUUACUGUUGUGCAGAGUUGUUUAAUAAAAUAUUUAAUAAAAAAAACA